This is a messenger RNA of Parnassius mnemosyne (clouded apollo), 1785 nucleotides long. Lineage: Eukaryota; Metazoa; Arthropoda; Insecta; Lepidoptera; Papilionidae. The record is from the annotation of a GenBank genome assembly.
AUGUCGCUGAGCGCGCCCGCCCAGGCGGUGCGCGGGACUAGGACCAAUAGCCUCGAUCAACUUGAUUUCCAAGAGCGCAGGCAGCUGAUCGCGAGCUCGUUGUCCCUCACUGAUUUCUUGCAUGUCGGCGCUAAAGAAGUUGCUGCAGUCGCCGCCAAGAAACAAAAUGGCUCGGCGGUGCGCACGAACAGUCUGGGCUCGGGCGCACGGACGCCACCAGCGGAGCGAACAAAGUCCAAAUUUUCUGCCUUCGGCAGACUUUUCAAACCCUGGAAGUGGAAGCGGAAAAAGAAGUCCGAAAAAUUUGAAGCAGCUUCUAGAACGUUAGAAAGGAAGAUAUCCGUCCGAGCAAAUAGAGAUGAGUUAGUGCAAAAGGGAAUACUCUUGCCCGAGAGUCCCGUGACUCCUGUUCCUGAAGCGAACGAGGAGUCAUCGCCCGCGUAUGGCGAGGAGGCGCGUGGGGACGCUGGGAGCGGCAUGGGUGGAGUUAGCGUAGGAGGCUUGCACGCGGCGCUGCAGGCGCAGCUUGCCUCGCAGCUAGCGCAACAGGCGCAGCAGGCGCAGCAGGCCGCGCUGGCCGCCGCUGUCGCCGCCGCCGCUGCCGCUCACCACCACCAUCAGAACAACAAUGUUAUUGAACCAAAGAAAGAUAAAUUGGAAAACGGUGGCGAACUGGUGAGGCCGGAACGACCGAACUCUUUAACAGCGGGAAAGAUUCCAAGACGAAUAUGUUAUAAAGGAGAUGUGAGCGGUUACGGCGGCGCGAGUGAAUGCGGCGACAACGAGCAACUGAUGCUGUCGGAACUGCCGGAACCUCCGAUAGCCCUGUCGGAUAUCGGGCCGAUUCCGCCGCCGCCCAUGUUCAGCUCGCCCAGCCCCACGCGCCACCAUCAUCAACACCAACAUGCGCUUUCCCAUCAACCUCUCUCUGACUCCGAGGAGGAGGACGAGCAGGAGGAGGAUGACAUGGAGACGCCACUGAAUGCGGACACGUCGCGCGUAGAAGAGAUCCCGCCCAAGGAGCCGCUGUUCAAUGCGGUGCCGCUGAAGUCCGCGCUGAAGAAGCGGCCGGCGCCCGCCGCCUCGCCCGCCGCCACGCCGCUCGCCACGCCGCUGGCGCCGCGCCAGGACCACCACCACGCCAGUUUCAAACGGCCGCCGCCCAAACCGAGGAUCCGCAUAUGCAAUCGGCCGGUGCGCGUGGGCAACGCGGUGGAGAACAAGGAGAACGCGCGGCCGUGGGAAGGCGAGUACCGUGAUGACUACGCGAGCGAGUCGGAACGAGUGGCCGCCAAGCUGGCGCGCAAGGAGAGCCUCAACAUCAAGCUGGCGCUGCGUCCCGACCGCCAGGAGCUUAUCAACAGAAACAUUCUGGUGGUGCAGAGCGAACACGAGCGGCAGGAGUCGUGGGAAGCAAUCGGCGCCCGGCUCAUACGUCGGCUGUCCAUGCGGCCCACUGCAGAGGAACUCGUUGAGAGAAAUAUAUUGAAAAGUCAGUCGCCCGCCGAGGAAAAGAAACAGAAAGAAGAGAAGAAGCGUUACUUGCUGCGCAAGCUUAGUUUUCGGCCCACCGUAGAUGAACUCAAAGAGAAGAAAAUUAUCCGAUUCAGUGACUACAUUGAGGUGACGCAGGCGCACGACUACGACCGGCGCGCCGACAAGCCGUGGACGCGGCUCACGCCACGCGACAAGGCUGCCAUACGACGCGAGCUCAACGAGUUCAAGAGCUCCGAGAUGGCUGUGCACGAGGACAGCAAACACCUCACCAGAUUCCAUAGACCAUGA